AGUAGUAGUAGUAGUAGUAGUAGUAGUAGUAGUAGUAGUAGUAGUAGUAGUAGUAGUAGUAGUAGUAGUAGUAGUAGUAGUAGUAGUAGUAGUAGUAGUAGUAGUAGUAGUAGUAGUAGUAGUAGUAGUAGUAGUAGUAGUAGUAGUAGUAGUAGUAGUAGUAGUAGUAGUAGUAGUAGUAGUAGUAGUAGUAGUAGUAGUAGUAGUAGUAGUAGUAGUAGUAGUAGUAGUAGUAGUAGUAGUAGUAGUAGUAGUAGUAGUAGUAGUAGUAGUAGUAGUAGUAGUAGUAGUAGUAGUAGUAGUAGUAGUAGUAGUAGUAGUAGUAGUAGUAGUAGUAGUAGUAGUAGUAGUAGUAGUAGUAGUAGUAGUAGUAGU
Molecule: messenger RNA, 375 nt
Organism: Sycon ciliatum
Lineage: Eukaryota; Metazoa; Porifera; Calcarea; Leucosolenida; Sycettidae
Exons: 2
Source: RefSeq, a predicted model, not a curated record